This is a messenger RNA of Phoenix dactylifera (date palm), 2047 nucleotides long. Its product is annotated as heparanase-like protein 2. The record is from RefSeq and is a predicted model, not a curated record. Lineage: Eukaryota; Viridiplantae; Streptophyta; Magnoliopsida; Arecales; Arecaceae. Gene Ontology annotation, molecular function: beta-glucuronidase activity. Gene Ontology annotation, cellular component: membrane; plant-type cell wall.
UAUCUUAAGGUCAGUAGACAAAUCUAUCGAAGACCCAUUUCUCCCACGACGAUUUCUCUUGUCGGAGAGAGUGGGAGGAAGGGGAAAAGAGGCUCAGAUCGAGGGAAAAGCUUGCGCCUUUUUGCACAACAACGCCAUUUUUAUGCUAAAACUCCUCUGAGAACAGCCGCUAAAACCUUGGAAAAGAGCUUCCUUUGGAGCCAUUAUCGACGAUUUUUUGGUGUUUAUAGGUUAUUUAUUAAAACAUCAAAAUAUCAGAGUUAAAGCCAUGGGUUUGCACCUUCUGUUGUUUCUUGUUCUCUGUGGUCUUCCUGGUAUUUUUUCUGAAGAAUCCGCGGAUGUAACUGUUAUAGUCAGGGGGUCUUCCACGGUAGCCAAAACUGAUGAUCAUUUUGUAUGUGCGACUCUUGAUUGGUGGCCUCCUGAGAAGUGUAAUUAUAAUCAGUGCCCAUGGGGACAAUCUUCUAUUCUAAAUUUGGACUUAACCCAUCCUUUCCUAGCGAAAUCCAUUCAAGCCUUCAAUUCCCUGCGGAUAAGAGUUGGGGGCUCUUUGCAAGACCAAGUGAUGUAUGGUGUGCCAAAUUUUGGUGGUCCGUGCUUUCCAUUCAAAAAGAUGGCUGGUGGUUUGUUUGGAUUGUCCAAGGGAUGUUUAAGCAUGGAAAGGUGGGAUGAGCUAAACUCUUUAUUCCAGAAGACAGGAGCAACUGUGACUUUUGGCCUUAAUGCGCUGAAUGGGAGGCAACAUAUACGCAAUAAAGUCUGGGGAGGUGCUUGGAACUCCAGUAAUGCUCGUGAUUUCAUAGAAUAUACAAUUUCUAAGGGUUAUCCGGUUGAUUCAUGGGAAUUUGGAAAUGAAUUGAGUGGACAUGGAAUUGGUGCAAGUGUUGGUGCUGAACAAUAUGGAAAGGAUCUUGUUCAUCUUAAAGCCAUCCUUGAUGAGUUAUAUAAGGAUUCUCGGUCAAAGCCACAGCUGGUUGCACCUGGAGGAUUCUUUGAUCAGCCAUGGUAUGCUCAUCUUCUUCAAGUUUCAGGAUCAGGAGUUCUCGAUGCAAUGACACAUCAUGUAUAUAAUCUAGGUGGAGGUAAUGAUCCUCAUAUCAUAAGCAAAAUAACGGAUCCACAAUAUUUAAAUCGCAUAGCUGAUACAUUCAGAAGUCUCCAACUUACCAUAAAGAGUUAUGGACCAUGGGCUUCUGCUUGGGUUGGUGAAGCUGGUGGUGCAUACAACAGCGGCAGUCAUCUUGUGUCCAGCACUUUUCUAAACAGCUUUUGGUAUCUAGAUCAACUUGGAAUGGCUUCAAAGUAUAACACUAGGGUGUAUUGUAGACAGACUUUGAUUGGUGGAAACUACGGACUCCUUGACACAAAAACUUUCAUACCGAAUCCUGAUUACUACAGUGCACUGUUGUGGAAUCGGCUCAUGGGGAAUGGAGUUCUUUCCAUUGAUCUCAGUGGCUCUUCAUACUUACGUGCAUAUGCUCAUUGCAGGAAAAGAAAACAGUCAGGUGUUUCCCUACUCCUGAUAAACCUAAGCAAAUCCACUGAGUUCAUUGUGACAGUAAGAAAUGACAUCAAUGUUAAUCUUGCCGAGGGAGGAGGCAUUCAAAGGGAUGGCUCUUUUGUGCAUGGUCUUAAAAGGACAGUUUCUUGGGUCGGAAGGAGAGCAUCAGAUCAGUCAGAGACGAGAGAAGAAUAUCAUCUAACAGCGAAGGAUGGAAACCAUCUAAGCCAAACUGUGCUGCUUAAUGGGACUCCUUUGGAGCUCACUGAAGAUGGAGAUAUUCCACCUUUGAACCCUGUACUCACUGCAGCCAACUCACCUAUAUCAAUAGCUCCCUUAUCCAUUGCAUUUGUCGUCUUUCCAAAAUUUGAGGCUCAAGCUUGUGUAUGACAGUUGUUUACAGAUCUAGCUAAUACUACAGUUGUAUAUGUUCGCUGAUUUGUACUGACUUAUUGAAUGUAUACAAGAGCUUGGUCAUAGGACCAAAUAGGUCCCAAAUGUUUUUGACUCGAAAGAAUAAAAAGCAUUAUAAAUCUUCAGAUCAUA